Molecule: messenger RNA, 848 nt
Organism: Corticium candelabrum
Lineage: Eukaryota; Metazoa; Porifera; Homoscleromorpha; Homosclerophorida; Plakinidae
Product: large ribosomal subunit protein eL6-like
Exons: 6
Coding region: 42-779 (245 amino acids)
Biological process (GO): cytoplasmic translation; ribosomal large subunit assembly
Cellular component (GO): ribosome; cytosolic large ribosomal subunit
Molecular function (GO): RNA binding; structural constituent of ribosome
Source: RefSeq, a predicted model, not a curated record
CGUCAAGCCAACAUAGAACCCGGAUAACAUCGUGAGAGAAGAUGGCUGAUAAUCUGAAAAUUCCCCAUGCUCCCCGGAACCGACGGUUACCCGGUGGAGUAAUGAAGUACAGCCGGUCGGUCAUGUACAAAAAGAAAGCUUUGUAUCGCAAGAAGAAGGUAGUUGUAAAGAAGACAGAAGUCAAGGAGGAGCGUUUUAUGACGAAACCUAUCGGGGGUGAGAAGAAUGGGAAAGAACGUGUGGUUCCUAUUGAGAGGAGGAAACGAUACUACCCUACAGAAGACCUUCCAAGACCGUUGAAACAUCGCAAGAAUCCAAAGCCUGCAAAACUGAGAUCAUCUAUCACACCCGGGACCGUCCUAAUUCUGUUGGCUGGUAUUCACAGGGGCAAAAGAGUGGUAUUUUUGAAACAAAUGAAGUCUGGGCUGCUGCUUGUCACAGGACCUUUUAAGCUGAAUGGUUGUCCUUUGCGGCGGGUGGAUCAAGCGUAUGUCAUUGCAACGAAAACGCAAGUUCCUUUAGAUGAUUUAAAAGUUCCAGCCAGAUUGACAGAUGAGGCUCUUAAACGAGAAAAGAAGAAGAAAAGCAAACGUGCUGAGGACAUGUUCGACUCAACUAGAGAAGAAACAUACAAGCCAAGCCAGGAGAGAAAGGACGAUCAGAAGGCUGUUGAUCAGCAAGUGUUGGAGUCUGUCAAGAAGGUCCCUCAGUUGAAGUCAUACUUGUCUUCUAUUUUCUCACUAAAGAAAGGACAGUAUCCGCACAGCAUGGUGUUCUAGACGUAGUAGCUAUUGAUUGUUCAACUCUAGAUGCUGUGCUUUGUGAAUAAAUACUAGUAACAAUAGCAA